Pectinophora gossypiella (pink bollworm) is the source of this 572-nucleotide messenger RNA. It is a transcript of the gene NHP2, whose product is annotated as H/ACA ribonucleoprotein complex subunit 2-like protein. Bases 88 to 558 code for a protein of 156 amino acids. Gene Ontology annotation, molecular function: box H/ACA snoRNA binding. The transcript is spliced from 2 exons. Gene Ontology annotation, cellular component: box H/ACA snoRNP complex. Lineage: Eukaryota; Metazoa; Arthropoda; Insecta; Lepidoptera; Gelechiidae. Gene Ontology annotation, biological process: snRNA pseudouridine synthesis; rRNA pseudouridine synthesis. The record is from RefSeq and is a predicted model, not a curated record.
AUAGCGGCGCGUGUGUGCACGUGUGUUUAUUAUCCCUAUUUUUCAAGUUUUUAUUGUAUUUCACUACAAAUUUACAAAACUUUUAAAAUGGGUAAAAUAAAGCAAGAACCCGUAGAAAAUGAGGGUGAAGGUGACGUGAAAGUUAAAAGCGAGCAACUCGGUUAUGAAGACAAAAUUGUUAACUGCAGCGUGAUCGCCAAACCCAUGGCGCCUAAGAAAUUAAGCAAAAAGAUUUAUAAACUGAUUAAGAAAUCCAGCAGCCACAAGAAUUACAUUAGAAACGGACUGAAGAUUGUCCAAAAACAGCUCCGGCUUGGCGAGAAAGGAAUUGUUGUGUUCGCUGGUGACAUAUCUCCGAUUGAAAUCAUGUGCCACUUGCCUGCGGUUUGUGAAGAAAAAGACGUCCCGUACUGCUACACUCCGAGUAGGAAGGACAUCGGAGCUGCUAUGGGCACCUUGAGAGGAUGUAUCAUGGUCCUCGUGAAGGAACAUGAUGACUACAAAGAACUGUAUGAUGAAGUUAAAAGCGAGAUCAAAAUGCUUGGGCAUCCGUUAUAAAUUCCAAUUUUUCU